This is a messenger RNA of Dermacentor andersoni, 2605 nucleotides long. Lineage: Eukaryota; Metazoa; Arthropoda; Arachnida; Ixodida; Ixodidae. The record is from RefSeq and is a predicted model, not a curated record.
UUGAGAUAGUAACCAUGUACUUGUGGUUCUUGUCGUAAAAAAGGUAUUUUAGUUUGAACGUCGAAACUAAAGUGCAUCACGUAGUAAUGUCGCAUACCCUACGUCCUGAAUUUCUGCGUCAACACGUGGUAUUCGUAGCGCACUUCGCGGGCGUUGUUCCUAAUCGGCGACUGUAAUAUCGGGCACAUAUCAAGAUCGAGUCAAUUUUCACGGAAUUUUCUGAAGAUAAACACUGUUAAAAACAAUUCCCAGCUAGUUUCGCAAGUUGUUUUAUAUCUGAGACAAAAGAAGUUUACGUAAUCGCUUCCGAGUUAUUGCUGUGCACCCGAAAGCACUUAGAAAGAUGUCCAAAAAGUACCGGCACAAAUCUCAGUUCGUUAAACUCCUUAUAGGACGCGUCCAUGUAACUAAAGCGUCGACAUUUCGAAAAAAAAAAACGAAAGUUCAGAAGUCGCCCUUCACGCGGCCUCGAAAAGCUCUCGCAUCGCGUAGUCUGCGCACAAUCAUAAAUGUAUAACGCCCACGAGCGGCGAAAGCAGAGAGAACUCCAUUGUGUGGUCGGUACACAGCCAAAGGCAACAUGCUCGCUGCGCUUGGAGGCUUUUUCGUGGUUUUACGCGUCAGCGUCGUCAACGCACAAGUGUGCUCGCCCCGAGACGUCAUCGCCAAAGCACUGGAAGAUGCACCCAAUGCGCAAAAGCUUAUGCAAGAAACAACGAUGACGACCUUCUUUCUUCUCUACCAUUCAUGGGAUAAUACGUUUGGUUCAAAAUAUCCUUGCCUACGCGUUGCAAAGGCCCCAUUUUCAAAAAUAACAAACGUGCCUUUGUACGUGUACGGCUACAGGCACAAAAAUCAGCUACGGUCAUCUUUCAAGCCAGUACAAGUGAACAAAACAGAUGAAGCUUAUCGGCACCAUAACGAAUUCAGUGUCGAUAUUCAUAUUGGGAGAAGAGUACAUCGUGAAGUCUUUCAGGUUAUAUACACUGAUUAUAAGCACUGCAUUGUCCUUUGGACCUCAAAGUUGGGCUAUCAAAUCUGGGUGGACUCGAAAUAUCUGAAGACAAACAGAAAGGCGCCAUCCAUAUGCUCGUUCACAUACGAGCUGUUAGCACCAGGCGAAAGGCAUGUAGUUUACAUGUGGAAGAAGUGCAUUUUGUAAACAUGAAACAAAAGGCUCUAAAGUGUGUGGGUUCUCUUUCUCGAAUAAUUCCACAACUACUGCCCAAACGCGCGUGUAACUAGAUAUGAGACCAACAAUGCUGUAAAAGGCUUCACUUUGUGCCCUGCACAAAUAGUAUGUAUAUAUAUAUAUAUAUAUGUAUAUAUAUAUAAAUUCUCUUCAAGGCCUCGUAUGAGGCACUGGGCAAGGAGGGCGUCACAGAAGGACUAAAAGUGGUUCACGUUUGUUUAUUGUUAUCGCAUGUACAAGAAACGGGCUUACAUAUUACAUACAGCAUCAGGAGGUCCCGGAGUAAGAAACUGCCAGGGGGACCUCCUAUCAUUAGUGGGUACAUAAGAGCAUCAGAGCAGCAAGUAGAGGGCGAACAAACAAACAAAACAAAAAAAAGGAAAAAAAGCGUCUCAAGGAAUACAAUUCGUAGGGGACAAUUUAUAAUAACUGGAAAACAAUUGGAUAUGCAUUAAAAAUAGCUUUAUACAGUAAUAUCACUAUAAAUAAUGAUAGGCAGGAAUUUUUCGUAAUGUGUAAAAAAAUUUGCCUCUUCUGCAUAUUACUAACAAAGAAAAAUACAAAGUUCUUUACACAAAUAUGAAGCCUAACGAUACAAUAAUAAAAGUAAUGUAAAGAAAACGUAAUAAUUAUGCAAAUGUAUUUAUGACAAAUGAAAAGAUGGUUCUGCUAACAGUAUUGUUUUCAUAUUUUGUUUAAGAAGCUGCAACAAAAGAGAUAACUUAAUAUUAACAUGGAUGUGAUUCCAAAGUGAAAUACCAUAGAAGCGAAGUGUAAAUUUUCCAUAGUUGGAUAAUAUUUGAGGUAACAGAAGAUUAUUGCGUUCUGAAAGCCUAGUAUUAUUUUAGUUCAUGAGGUUAUCAAAAGAAAUGCUGCCUAAUUAUAUUUCACGACGAAAGAGACGAAAUGUAAUGAGUGACAACUUGUGAUAGAACAGCUGUUGAAUGGGUAAAACGUUAAGAUGUUGAUAGAUAGGUAAAGAAUGGCAGCGGAAUUAGCUAAAAGUCAUUAAUUUUAUUGCCUGAUUUUGAAGACGUUCAAGUGGUUUGAGAUGAAUGGCAUAUGUAUAACCCCAUGAAGAUAAACAGUAUGAUAAAUGGCUAUUAAUAUAAAGAUACAAAGAUCUAAUAACAUGAAGUUUGAAGAAUGCACCCGUUUUAAUGACAAUGCGGAUGCCAAGUGAAACCUUUUUUAUUAGCGAGUUAGCAUGGUUAUUGACCUUAAGGUGUUUCUCGAGAGUAACACUUAGGAACUUAACAGUAUCAGAUGUCGGUAUAAGAUAAUUAUUUACCGAGACAGUUAUGGAAGAAAUUGAUGUUUGCGGGUUAUGAAAUAGUAGAAACGGUCGUUUUCAACGAUUGAUUUCAAGUUGAUUAUCUGUGCACCAGGAAUACACAUUGUUAAGAUCAGUGU